Anopheles maculipalpis is the source of this 1677-nucleotide messenger RNA. RefSeq lists its product as uncharacterized. The transcript has 2 exons. Gene Ontology annotation, molecular function: DNA binding. Gene Ontology annotation, cellular component: transcription repressor complex; nucleoplasm. The record is from RefSeq and is a predicted model, not a curated record. Gene Ontology annotation, biological process: regulation of transcription by RNA polymerase II; DNA-templated transcription; regulation of cell cycle. The coding region runs from base 1 to 1677 and encodes 558 amino acids. NCBI's taxonomy places the organism in Eukaryota, Metazoa, Arthropoda, Insecta, Diptera, Culicidae.
AUGAGAACGACACGGAGUGCGGCUAAAGCCGCUAGCGAAAAGGUCCAUUGCAAACAGGAGCGGAAAUAUAUUCGUCAGCUGAAGAAGAAACCACAAAAACACAAACAGUUCGAAGUUUCGCAGCAUGGUCCUCCGGGAGAGCAGAAGCAAGAAAGCAUUCCUACCAUUAAUUUUGAUUCGUCGCUUGAAUCUGCUCUACCUCUUCUUGAAGAAGGACCUCCUAAUGACCCUAGCCCAAUAGCUGAACUGGGCCCAGAAGAUGUCGUCGAAAACCAACCAAAGACGUACGAGUGUCACCAACUGGUAGCAGGACACGAUACGAUUAGCGAUCCCUUGGUACUGCUUGCCGGGUGCUUGGAAGACGUAAAGUAUGAAGUGAUCAAUUUUGAGAGUCAGCCAAACAAAUUAAUUGAAGAAGAUAAAACCAAACUGCUUCAGACACUAGCAGCUGAUAAAAUGGUGACAGUGUUGAAGCUUCAUGAUGAAGAUGCAAUCGAAACCAUUAUGCCAUCAUCAAAGGAGUCUGAACCGGCACCAUCAUGUUCCAUGGCAAUGCAAGCAGAAAAGCUUCCGAUCAGUCAAUCGAACAAGCAAGCUUCCUCCUCGUCGUUCAACGGUGCCUUUAAGCUGUAUCGCUUUAUGGUAUGCGAAUGGUUUUAUAGCCACAUCGAUCGUCCACUGUUUGCCGAUGGAUACAGCAAGAAUUUGGAUUUGGGUGCACUGUUAAAAACCCAUUUUCCAACCCUUUUUACACGUUCGCUGAAUCGAGCAGAGUGGAACUAUGUCCGCAUGGGACUGCGUAAGGAAAGGCCGGUUCGUCGCUUGUCACCCACGUUCUUACUUCAGGAGCGUCUCAAUCUCGAGCGCCGCCGCGAAAAGUUGCGCUUUCUGAUGGAAAAUUCAAUGAUAGAAUAUUUGGACGACGAUAUACCGUCUACCAUUCCGAAACCGAUCGACGUUGGCAGUAAGGUUAGAAGCACAUCAUUCGUCCCACACUACGGAUCCUACUCGGGGGAGGUGGUUGGCGUAGAAAACCUGGACAUGCCAUAUUUUCGAGUACGCUUUAGCAAUACUGGGGGUGCCAGUGCCAGUGAGCAACUACUUCCAGACUAUCGCGUAGCGCUGGAGCAGUCAUUUCAAAUCACAGAUGCUUCGGAUACAGUUAUGGUAACAUUUAGGCACCUCAAACAGAUCGCUCUACUGGAAGAAAAUUUGAAUGAGAAAAUCCGUCUACUACAGGCAUUGGAAAACAUUCGACUCAACAUGGCCGCCAGACAUGUGCUGGGGACUCUCAACACGGACCAAACCCGUGAGCAAAUCGAGCGUUAUGAUCACACCGUGCGAAACUUGUUUCAGCUGAAUCGCACCUUGGUGCAACUAAUGAAGCAGGUCACCGCGGACUAUGAACAGCACGUGUCCGAACCGCUGACAGUAGAAGAUGAUAAGGAGGACAUUGUCAUAGUAGAUAGGUACGUCGUUGAGCUGUCCGAUCAGCUGCUCGCGGCAUACGCUCAGAUGGAUAACGUUCACAACAAUCCUGCUGCGAGCCAGCUUUGGCAGGACACGAUGCAACGCUUACGUAGACGUCCCGAAUAUUUGCAACAGUUCGAGACGUACCUUGCGUCCAACGUUGGAACGUUAUUUAAUGCUUACUGUACGACACAAGAGUCAAGUUAA